Molecule: messenger RNA, 1368 nt
Organism: Nematolebias whitei (Rio pearlfish)
Lineage: Eukaryota; Metazoa; Chordata; Actinopteri; Cyprinodontiformes; Rivulidae
Product: anoctamin-1-like
Exons: 7
Coding region: 442-1368 (308 amino acids)
Biological process (GO): chloride transmembrane transport
Cellular component (GO): plasma membrane
Molecular function (GO): chloride channel activity; protein dimerization activity
Source: RefSeq, a predicted model, not a curated record
UGAAUGCAACACGUUUGCAGCGCGUGUUGUGCGCGAUUUGCGCGGAGCAUCUCUGCGCCUCGUCUUUGCGCCUCGUGCCAUUUUCGCGCAGAGCAGCCGCCCCGCAUCACGCACGCGUCCGAGGCGUUCUGACAUAAAGCGCUCGCAUCCCGUGCUCGAUUCCCUCAGACGACCCUCGCAGCCCCACGGACCGCCUCCUGGAGAGACGCGGCUGGCUCUGUUGAAACCCACGCGCGCGCAUGCAUGUGUAUUUUUGGACGCAUGGUUUCGCGCAGAGAAUCGACAGUUCCUCAGAGAAAGAUGGGACGCGGUCCGAGCAGCGUUUCCACGCAACAGCAGCGCAGGCGGCUGUGAGGAGCAGAUGCUGCUGCAGGGAGACACGGCUCUGUAGAUCUGGUGGUGGGGGGGCUCUGUAACCCCCCAGCGUCCUCCUUAAAGCCAAUGCAGCGACAAAAUGAACCAGUCGGGGGCUCGACCCACGAUGGCCCAGCGGAGCGCAGUUCUCCACCCUUCUCCCAUCGUGAGCACACAGACAGCCCACAGCAGGAGGAAGCCACGAUGAAGAGGUGGAGCGAGGACUACCUGCCCGUCCCUGGUGAGGAGAACAACCUGGAUGGAGACUUCAGCAGCAAGGCUAGGGAUGACGAGUCCAUACCAAUGAAGACUCUGGAUGAUGUGCAUCAACGUCUCGGCCCGUUCUUUUCUGACGGACGGCGCCGUGUGGACUAUGUACUGACGUACAGCAUUCAGAAGCCCGGUGGUGUCCGGCGGAGGUCAUCCAAAUUUAGUGACACCAACUUCCUACGGCGGCUGCGCCACAGCCUGAGCAUGAGGAGCAGUCGAGCGCCCCAGCAGCCGAAGGAGGACCCGGAGAUUGUUGCCCAGGAGCAACGGACUGACUACCACGAGGAUGACAAGCGCUUCAGGAGGGAGGAGUUUGAGGAAAACCUCCUUGAGAUGGGACUGGAGCUGGAGAAAGAUGAAGGGAGUAAAAUCCCUGGGAUUGGCUUCUUGAAGAUCCAUGCUCCUUGGAGUGUUUUGUGUCGAGAGGCUGAGUUCAUGAAGCUCAAGAUGCCAACGAAGAAGGUUUAUGAGGUUAAACAAGGCAGCAAUCUGGUAGAGAAGGUCCGUCUGUUCAUUCACAAAGUCACGGGUCCUCUCCACCCCAAAGUGGACGCCAACCGACCACAAAACGUCAAACCUCUGUCUCAUCCGUUUUCCAGGGAGAAAAGGCAUUUGUUUGAUCUGUCUGACAGAGACAAGUUCUUUGACAGCAAGACCAGAAGUUCAAUAGUUUAUGAGGUACUGAAGAGGACAAGAUGCACAAAAGCCAAGUAUUCCAUGGGUAGGGCAUCUGAUUUUACAUAG